Messenger RNA from Grosmannia clavigera kw1407, 1182 nucleotides. RefSeq lists its product as uncharacterized. The coding region runs from base 1 to 1182 and encodes 393 amino acids. NCBI's taxonomy places the organism in Eukaryota, Fungi, Ascomycota, Sordariomycetes, Ophiostomatales, Ophiostomataceae. Gene Ontology annotation, cellular component: cytoplasm; nucleus; proteasome regulatory particle, lid subcomplex. Gene Ontology annotation, biological process: ubiquitin-dependent protein catabolic process. Gene Ontology annotation, molecular function: endopeptidase activator activity; proteasome binding; ubiquitin binding. The transcript has 4 exons. The record is from RefSeq and is a predicted model, not a curated record.
AUGUCAAUUGUUCCGAUCAUUACAUUCAAGGCUGGGCUCUGUGAAGUGGAUACGUCCACCCGACCUCAGAAGGUCAAGGCUCUUGUCGAACCUGGCUACAUUUAUCUUUACUCCGAAGAAGAUCUCAUUCGGUUUUGCUGGCGGCCUCGGAAUGUGCCAAUUGAUGUUCCGACACUGAAUCUUGUCAUGGUGCCAACCGACGGCCACUUUGUCCCCUACGAUGGUGCGGCCUCUGGCCACGCUUCAGCCAAGACGAACGGUCGCAUUUUUGUCCUCAAGUUUGAAUCGUCCUCUCAACGAUACCUCUUUUGGCUGCAGUCAAAGCCACAGGCUGCGAGUGGCGACCCUUCCUGGAUGAGCCCCCGGGACCGAAAGAUUGGAGACAUCGUCGACCGGCUGCUGCAGGGUGAGGAGCUUGACGUGAACCACGAGUUGGCUCAGGUGAAGAACAACACAGACGACAGCCGGAGAGACGGCGAUGAUGAUGAUGAGACCAUGGAGGACGUCGAGGGUCACGGCGGCUCGAAUUUGCCCCAAUCUAGCAGCGGCGGCCCAGGUGCUACGGGUGGCGAUGCCCGGAGCGAGGGAGAGGAUUCACGUGAAGGCGGAGCUGACGGAGCGAGAGCUGCUUCAUCGGCAGCCCCUGCGGAUGCUGCAGCUAUGGUACGCAACCUACUUGCCUCUCUAUCUGGCCAGCAAGGUAUUCCGAGCCAAGAGCGGCGAGAGAAGCUCUACCCGUUGCUGAAUGAUCUUCUCGAACCGUCUGUGACGAUCCCCAUGAUUAAGAGUGCGAGUGAAGAGUAUAUUGACGGUCUGCUGAGCUUCCUGCCGCCAACGGUACUCAUUCUUAGCCAGCAAGAUGCAAUCGAGGAUGGCGACAUUGUCGAGCCGACAGCAGAAGCAGCGGCCGCUGCAAAAGUAGCUAUGAGUAUCGCGGAGAAAAAGGGUCUUUUGGAAAAAGUGCUACGCACUCCGCAGUUUCAUCAGAGCCUGGCGAGUCUGACCAUGGCUAUCCGUGAUGGAGGUCUACCCAGCAUAGCUGAUGCUCUCGCCAUUCCCGUCAAGAACCACGGAUUUCUGCCCGGUGGUGCCAUGCCCUUAGGCGGCGGCGAGGCUGUAGAGGCAUUUGUUGAAGGUGUCAAAUCUACAGUUCAGGAGAAGCUAGAGAAACAAAAGCAGUAG